AUUUAUUUUCUAACCUUAUAAAACGCGAACGUGCGGACAUAAAUUUGACAGUUUUUCAAAGUGUUUGAAAGAUCGUCAUUCACAAGAAAAUUUGCAAAUAUGACGGAUAAUAAGAACGAUAAGGCGAAAGUCGACCUUGGGUUGCUCGAGGAAGACGACGAAUUCGAGGAAUUCCCUGCGGAAGAUUGGACCGCGAAGGAUGAAGACAGCGCGGACAUCAGCGUUUGGGAGGAUAACUGGGACGACGAUGACGUUGAAGACGAUUUCAAUCAACAGUUGAGAGCACAACUAGAGAAACAGAAAGCAAGUGAAACAACCAAGGAAAGUUAAUUAGAUAUUAAUACGUUUAAUCUUAUUAUCUUACAUAAUAAACAUAUAUUAAUUAAAUAUUAAGUCUGUGUAUACGUCUAAAUUUAAUUUCAUAUUUACUUCGUACGAUCUUUGGAAUGUAAAAUAAAGUUAUAAUUUGUAUACUUUGUACAAUAUAUGCACCAUAUGUUUUGCAGAUACAUUUUCUGUAAAAUGCAGAAAAUGCAAUUUCUUUGUGUGUGUGUAUAAAACUUAAUUAUUAAAUAUAAAUGCUUAGUAUAAAUCCAGAAAUGCA
Messenger RNA from Camponotus floridanus (Florida carpenter ant), 604 nucleotides. It is a transcript of the gene Sem1, whose product is annotated as 26S proteasome complex subunit SEM1. The coding region runs from base 100 to 330 and encodes 76 amino acids. The record is from RefSeq and is a predicted model, not a curated record. Gene Ontology annotation, biological process: double-strand break repair via homologous recombination; proteasome assembly; mRNA export from nucleus. Lineage: Eukaryota; Metazoa; Arthropoda; Insecta; Hymenoptera; Formicidae. Gene Ontology annotation, cellular component: proteasome regulatory particle, lid subcomplex; proteasome complex. The transcript has 3 exons.